Messenger RNA from Carica papaya (papaya), 1814 nucleotides. It is a transcript of the gene CPD, whose product is annotated as Cytochrome P450 superfamily protein. Gene Ontology annotation, biological process: brassinosteroid homeostasis; brassinosteroid biosynthetic process; sterol metabolic process. Gene Ontology annotation, molecular function: oxidoreductase activity, acting on paired donors, with incorporation or reduction of molecular oxygen; iron ion binding; heme binding. Lineage: Eukaryota; Viridiplantae; Streptophyta; Magnoliopsida; Brassicales; Caricaceae. The record is from RefSeq and is a predicted model, not a curated record.
CUCCAUCAGGCUAGAUUACUUCAGAUACCCGCCCGUGCGUCUGUUCCCCCCUCCAUUUAACUCCUCCACUUCUCUCAAAUCCUCCAUUCACAGACCUAUACAUACACCUAUGCACACAAUACCCACAUACGUAUACACCAUUAUUUACACAUAUGUGUAUAUAUACUCGCACAAACUAGUACUCAAUCACUGACCCCAUAUCGAUACUGAUUAAUAUUCAUCAUUUUCAUGGCGGCCUUCACCGUCUACCUCUAUCUUCUCCUCGCUCUUUCCACCGUCAUAUUCUUCGUCCUCCGAAACAUCUCCCGCCGUCGCCGGCAUAUUUUGCCGCCGGGGAGCCUGGGUCUUCCCUUCAUCGGCGAGACGUUGCAGCUGAUAUCAGCGUACAAGACGGAGAACCCGGAGCCGUUUAUCGACGAAAGAGUAAGGCGGUUCGGGCCGAUCUUCACCACCCACGUAUUCGGAGAGCCGACGGUUUUUUCUGCCGAGCCGGAAACGAACCGGUUCAUUCUGCAGAACGAAGGGAAGCUUUUCGAGUGCAGCUACCCCGGUUCGAUAUCGAACCUGCUGGGCAAACACUCACUGCUGCUGAUGAAAGGAAGCCUCCAUAAACGAAUGCAUUCACUCACCAUGAGUUUCGCCAACUCGUCCAUUAUUAAAGACCACCUGUUGCUCGACAUCGACCGGCUCGUCCGGCUCAACUUGGACUCCUGGACCGGCCGGGUCCUCCUCAUGGAGGAGGCCAAGAAGAUUACGUUCGAGUUAACAGUGAAGCAGCUGAUGAGUUUUGAUCCAGGGGAAUGGAGUGAGAGCUUGAGGAAAGAGUACGUGCUUGUAAUUGAAGGCUUCUUUACUCUUCCUUUCCCUCUCUUCUCCACCACUUACAGAAAAGCCAUUAAAGCAAGGACGAAAGUGGCGGAGGCACUAAGCUUGAUAGUGAGGGAGCGGAGGAAGGAAGUGGAAGAGGGUGGGAAGAAAAAAGAUGACAUGUUGGGAGCUCUUUUGGCCGGCGACGACAACUUUUCCGACGAACAAAUCGUUGACUUUCUCGUCGCUCUUCUCGUCGCCGGUUAUGAAACAACCUCCACUAUCAUGACUCUCGCCGUCAAGUUCUUGACUGAGACUCCUCUCGCUCUGGCUCAACUCAAGGAGGAACAUGAUGGGAUAAGAGAAAGGAAGAGUAAGUCAGAGACUCUUGAAUGGAGUGAUUACAAGUCAAUGCCAUUCACUCAAUGUGUUGUUAAUGAGACCUUGCGUGUGGCAAACAUAAUCAGUGGUAUUUUCAGACGAGCAAUGACAGACGUUCAUAUAAAAGGAUACACAAUUCCCAAAGGAUGGAAAGUUUUUGCAUCAUUUAGAGCUGUACAUUUAGACCACGAUCACUUCAAGGAUGCUCGCACUUUCAAUCCAUGGAGAUGGCAGAACAAUUCCGGAACAACAAGUCCCGGGAAUGUAUUUACUCCAUUUGGAGGCGGGCCACGGCUAUGUCCCGGGUACGAGCUAGCUAGGGUAGAACUCUCGGUUUUCCUUCACCAUCUUGUCACAUGCUUCAGUUGGGUUCCGGCAGAAGAAGACAAGUUGGUUUUCUUCCCAACGACAAGAACCCAGAAACGGUAUCCGAUCAUUGUUCGGCGGAGAGACGUGUGUUGAGGUAUUAAGAAAAUGUAAAGAGUAAGAUCUAAGAAAAAGGAGAGAAAUUCAAAUAAGUUUUAAUCAGCAGAAGCAUGAUGUAAAUUAACCCUAUUUCAUAUGUUUUGAGCAAUACCGUAUCAAAUGAUUAGGGCCGAAGUAGUGAGCCAAUCAGUUUUCUUCAA